AUGCCUCGCCGAAGCUCCCUCAUUGUUCCCUUGGCUCAGCCUACCAGCACGCAUAGGAGGCGAAGUGCAAACGCUCGGCUGAUUACCUCUGUCCAAACGCCAAAGACACUUCAAACACCUGGAUCGUCGUCAAGUCAGCCAAUAUCAAUACCUUCAGAUAGCGAAAAUGAUGAAGAGGAUGAUGACGAUGAUACGAUAUCCAUUCGCCAGAAAUCAAACACUAAAAAAUCACGAAGUGAUACAUCGCAACCACGACCCAGCUCAGGAAGGACUCCGCGCUCUGGGCAGCCAACAACACCUGAACGUGCCCGGCCUGCACCUGCUAGACAUGCCGCAACUGAUCCCGGAAUCCUCCAGAGUGCCAGGCGAAGCGAAUUCAAUGGCAGUCCAAUAUCGUACCCGCGGAUAUAUUGGCCUUACUGUAAAUUUAUGGCUUACGCCUAUUCUGGGGCGAUGCGUAACCAUCAGAAGACAUGUGACGCUUGUCUGGAAAAGGAAGAGAUGUUGAAGGAAGACAAGCGCGAAGAAGAAGAAAAUCAACCAAAGGAAGAGCCUGCAGUACACACGCCGCGAGAGAGCGCGACAGAAAUGACCCAUGAUGAUGAUGAUAACACCCGCGGCGAUGAAACUGAUGAGAGAGAUUUACAAGUGAAGGAUACGAAAAAGGACAACAAGAUAUCUGCACAACUACUGCACAACCGGCUGAUUGUGUUAGCAAAGGAAAGCCUUACAAAAAAGGAGGAUAAGGGUUACAUCUACAUCUUCCGGGACCCCCAAAAGAAAGGUCUCUUAAAGAUUGGGCAUACGACGAAUGUCAACAAACGUGGGAAACAACACGAGAAAUGCGGACUGAAAUUGGACUGGGUCCAUAUCUCAGGAGGUGUAAAAUUAGUAAAACGUGCUGAACAGCUGGUCAAACUCGACAUGAAGCAUCUAUGCAGACCCUGGAAGUGCUCUAUUUGCUGCCAAAAACAUGGAGAAUGGUUCGAGAUCGAGGAAGAAAAGGCGAAGGGUAUUAUGAACCGAUGGGUCAAGUGGAUCAAUGAACGGGAUCCUUACCAGGAGGAUUUGACUCUAGACCCCAUAUGGAAGUUUCUGAUGGAUUAUGGCAGGAUGCCUCAGCGAGAGAUUGGACACAACGAUCAUGAAGCUCGGCAGCUUCACUGGAUCUGGGUCUUGUCACAGCCCACUUCCAGCGACAAGAGACGUUUCGAGGAACACAAGAACAGCAGGAGGCACGAUGACAGCGAGGCGCAAAGUACUAUCCACCAGCAUCGUGACAGCGACAAGUCAGUCCAGCAGCACGCUCCCAAGUACCAGGAGACCAUGACAGCUCCAUCGGACUCGGCAGGGAUAGGGCAUGUUAUUCGUACAUUAGCGGAUGGGGGGCAAGAUGUCAAACUCACGAUACGGAUCGAGAUUAAGGGAAACUCUUCGACUAGUCGGAUGCCACAGGGCUGA
Molecule: messenger RNA, 1461 nt
Organism: Dothidotthia symphoricarpi CBS 119687
Lineage: Eukaryota; Fungi; Ascomycota; Dothideomycetes; Pleosporales; Dothidotthiaceae
Exons: 1
Coding region: 1-1461 (486 amino acids)
Source: RefSeq, a predicted model, not a curated record